GCUGAGGGAACUUUCUACCAGUCCCUACUUCACGGUGUUACUUCACACUUCAUCUUUAAGAAUGGAGUGAGUGAGUGUCCCCUCCCUCAAAAUCCAUUUCAAUUUAACAUGUCUCUAACAUCACUCUCCGCCAUCCGCCACCGCACGGUGGCGUCCACCACCGCCACUCUCCUCAUCCGCCGCUUCCGCUCCCUCCCCAUCUCCGCCGCAGCCCGACAACCCAAACAAGACGCCCCAAGCAAAAACCUCCUCAAAGCAAAAAAACACUCCCUGAAAGAAUUCUCCACUCUCGGCCCCGUCCUCUCACACGACAACACCCCUCCCCUCUCCGAAUCCCAGGCCGUCGGCGUCGUCGCCGCCUCUCAGGCCAACUUCAUGCGCGUCGUGCUCCCUUCCGGCGGAGUUGAGCUUCUCUGCGUGGUGAGGGCGCUUCUGAAGAAGAUCAAGCGUAGAGUCAUGGUUGGUGACAAGGUGCUUGUUGGUUCCAUCGAUUGGGUGGAUCGUAGGGGCAUGAUUGAGAACGUUUUUCAGCGGAAUUCGGAGAUUCUUGACCCUCCUGUUGCUAAUGUUGACCAUUUGCUUGUGCUUUUCUCGCUUCAGAACCCUAAGCCUGAGCCAUUUACGCUCACAAGGUUUUUGGUUGAAGCUGAGUCUACUGGGAUUCCUCUUACUCUUGCACUCAACAAGAUUGAGCUUGUGGAUAAUGAGACCGUGGCUUCCUGGAAGGCUAGGGUACGGGAUUGGGGCUACGAUCCAAUUUUGUGCAGUGUUGAAUCUGGACAUAACCUUGAUCUUCUUGCGUUCAAAUUGAGAGAUCAAACAACAGUGAUUGUGGGUCCUAGUGGAGUUGGGAAGUCUAGCUUGAUCAAUGCCCUUAGAACAAAUCCCCGAGUUUGUGAAACUGCAGAAGGGGAAAAUUGGUUUGAACCUAUUCUAGGUAGCAAGUGGUUUGAGGAUCAGCGAGUUGCGGAAGUUUCAACAAGAAGCGGCAGAGGGAAGCAUACUACUCGCCAUGUCAGUCUGCUUCCAUUAUCUGGAGGGGGAUAUCUUGCUGAUACUCCUGGAUUUAACCAGCCUAGCUUGAUGAAAGUGACAAAGCAAUCUCUUGCAGAAACUUUUCCUGAAAUCAGGAAAAUGCUUAGUGCCAAUGAGUCUGCAAAAUGCUCCUUUAACAAUUGCUUGCAUCUGGGUGAACCUGGCUGCAUUGUGAAGGGGGAUUGGGAAAGAUAUUCAUUCUAUUUUCAACUUCUGGAUGAAAUUAGAAUCAGGGAGGAGUUUCAGUUGAGGACAUUUGGAACUAAAAGAGAAAGUGAUGUAAGGUUGAAAAUGGGAGAUAUGGGUGUUCAGCAAGCAGAACCUAGGUUGGAACCUAAGAAGCAUAGGAGACAAUCUCGGAAGAGGAUCAACCAGUCAUUUUUAGAUGAAGUGGAUGAUGACGACGAUUUGAUUGACGAGGAGAAUGAUCCCGUUUUAAGGGCAUUGAGGAAUGAAAACCCUUAAAAAUACGUUAAUCCCCCGAGCAAGCAUAGCUUGUAAAUAGUCUCUUUCUGGGUAUCCACUUGUAUGUUCAGUUCAACUUAGUUCCCAUUACCCUUUUUUUGUGUGUUUGACCUUCUCUCACAUGUAGGCUCAAUCGUGUACAGUGUGCAGAUGACAGUAAUGGACAUAGCAGUCUUAAUGGUGAAUUACAUGAAGGGUGUGAUGCAUGCUGAUUGCCUGUAAUUGAAUUACAAUCAGCAUUCACUCUUUUGGGACACCGAUUGUUGAGGGACUUGGUGAGAGUAAGUGUUGAACACACUUGUUCAGACGCAGAGAAAACACUGGAUUUCCAACUUAUGUCAAUGUUGUUAAUCCACUUGAGAUGGUUUUAGUUCAUCCGCUUGAGAUGGUUAUAUUGCCAUGACCAAUUGAAUGUACAACAAAAGUGACCCCUAACUUCAAACUACUGGACGUCCAUAGAUGUCUAAUCUCCAUAAAUGUUAAUCCUACAAAAGGGCAAACACCAAAACAUGAAGGUAUUAAGAGCAGUGACGAAUCUCCAUGAACUGGAACUUCAUGUAUAGAAGUUAUAAAUUGUUGAUU
This is a messenger RNA of Lotus japonicus, 2082 nucleotides long. Its product is annotated as small ribosomal subunit biogenesis GTPase RsgA 1, mitochondrial. Gene Ontology annotation, molecular function: GTP binding; GTPase activity. The transcript has 5 exons. The record is from RefSeq and is a predicted model, not a curated record. NCBI's taxonomy places the organism in Eukaryota, Viridiplantae, Streptophyta, Magnoliopsida, Fabales, Fabaceae. Bases 109 to 1500 code for a protein of 463 amino acids.